GACAUCUUCGAAGCUGUGCACGCAUACGUUUGUUGCUCACGAGGAUAGAAACCACUUCUUAUAUCAAAGGUAACAUGGCAAAGAACAAGCAGAAAGGCAAAAAACAGAAGAACGUCUUCCAAGUGGCAAACAAGCAUUUGAAGAUUAAGACCAAAACCAAACCUGUCACAACAGCUCUCAGAAAUAUUAAUGCAGUGAAAAAGGACAAGGUGGAGAAGCUGAAUCAGAUGUUUACAGAAGUCCAGAACGAUGUGAAGAACGUGUCCAAGUCUGUUCCUCCUGAAUCAAAGAAACAAACACAGGUUGUCAAAGAGCCACCGAAGGAACCAGUAAACGUUGAUAACGCUGCUCAGCUGUUCUCUCAGCUUUAACGGAGCAAAAAGGAACAAUUGACUCAUUUUACUUCCAAAGGACCUUCUGGUUUCAAAUCGAAUGAGAAUAGCAGAUCUAGAAAAAAAGCUGCAGAAAUGACAUGAGGUUCAAACUCCAGCUCUUCACUGCAACCAAGACAGUUGUUUGAAGAUGGUUCUUGUUCUGUGUGCAAAGUGUUUGCUUUCUCUGGGCAACUCUGCCAAUAAAGAUUUUUAUUUUAACUGUAAA
Messenger RNA from Nematolebias whitei (Rio pearlfish), 600 nucleotides. RefSeq names its product ribosomal biogenesis factor (gene rbis). The coding region runs from base 75 to 371 and encodes 98 amino acids. Gene Ontology annotation, cellular component: nucleolus. The record is from RefSeq and is a predicted model, not a curated record. Lineage: Eukaryota; Metazoa; Chordata; Actinopteri; Cyprinodontiformes; Rivulidae. The transcript is spliced from 4 exons. Gene Ontology annotation, biological process: ribosome biogenesis.